GACGAGCGAAACAAAACGAAAAAUCCCAAACAUUUCACUUGUUAAAUAAAUCUAUAUACAUAACUGCACAGCAGUCCAAUUAGGCUAAAAGCGUAUCAAGGUAAUCGAAUCAAAUUGUCAAACGCCAAGAAACGCGCACAGCUCGUUGACGGCGCGCGCGUUUUGGGAAAAAACGCGUUGCGUUCUUUUCAUUUUGCUGUAUGUGAGAGACUUCUUCGACACAACACACAAACAUACACAUACACACACACACACAUCGCCAGCAACAGCAACGAAAACGACGGUCGGUCCGAGACGAGGCGAGUGAAAGUGUCUCCACCACGGAAGUGCAUCUGUGAUUUGUAUAAUAAUGCGUCGCGCAUACUCAAAUUUUUGUUACGCGAAAGCCCUGGCUGCGUUUUAGCCCAAUUGACGUAGUGGCUUAAUGUUUCAGAGUGUGACAAAAAGAAAAAAUAAAUAAAUAAAAAUAAGAUAUAUACAAAAAUAUCUAAAAAUUUCGUAAAUCAAAUAAAUAAAGAUGGCUGAACAAGUGGAGAAGGCAUUGACGUACAUCAAGGCAAUGCCCGUUUCCACAACGUUACAGGUGCCAGACGCAGAUGCAGCAGCGGCAGCUGCAACAGCAACAAAAACUUGCAUGAACUGUUGCAGCCACGAGGACGAUGCCCGUCCCAGUUGCAGCGGGAUCAGCAGUAAGCCCAAGGGGGCCAAAGCCAAAACCCGUGCCAGCAGCAUCGACGCGAGUGUUGUGGCUGCUGCCGAGGCUGUUGUCAAUGGUGAAUUGGAUGCCGCCUCUUGCUAUCAUGUGAGCAUGAAAAUGUCCAUUGAUGCAGCCACACCGCGCAUUUGUGGCGACACAAUUCCACUGAAAUGUGAUGCAUUGGCAGCAAUGCGAGAGGCGCUUAGCGCCAACAAACCAUUGCCCCUCCAAUCUAAACAACAAGCGGGCAAAAGCAAUAGCAGCUGCAAACCAAGCCCACCACCACCGUGUCAGCUGUUGGAGCGUCUCAAUUUUCCCGAAGGCAACAUCAUAAAUACGCUGCACACGAUAUUGGCGCUGCCGCCGUUUGAUCCUUACGCGCCAGCGCCCAAAUCGGAUGUGGUCUACAAGGAGGUUGUUUCGCUAAUGCAAUGGAGCCUGCGCGAAGACAAUGUCAUUGAAAUGGAGCUAAGCGAUAAGCUGCUGCACGAAUGUAAGCCGAAAAGCAAGGAUCCAAACGAUGAGACGCGCUCGUAUUUGAUGGCCAUUGAGAAUAUGCGUUUAUUCUCGGAGGAUCCAAAGAAUCCAUUAAGGGAUGCCGACGGACAGCUGCGUGCAAUUACGCUUUAUUUUCAGAAUCUUGCCUUGAUAUUUGUGAAACAUCGAAAGGAGGAGUUCUUCACAUUUUGUUCCUGCAAGGAAUGUCUCGAAUAUCGCGAAACAAUCAUGGCCAUUAUGAUGGAUCAAUUCAAGGCUGCCCACAUGGUCGUCAUGUUGCUCGACGUGCUAAUUAAGGCAUACAGCCCAAUGUUAAAAAACGAUGCUGCCUACAACAAAUUUGAGAAGCUAUUGGAGUCCAAUAAGCAAAUCUAUUGGAUUACAAGCGGAUUUCUCUACGAUAAAAAUGCCGAAUAUCUUGAUUUUAUUGAUGAUACUGCGAUCUCUGAUAAUAUGAUAUUAGUGCUAUUCAGCGCCAUACUGAUGGCCAAUAAUCCAAUGCUGCUGCUACAAAUACUCGCCUAUAAUGUUGAGUGCAUUGUCAAGGCAUUUUCCGAGGGCAUGAUCGAAAUUGCUCAAAAUGUGCAGGAGAACGAAAAGAUAUCUGCCGAAAAGAUGCUCACAUAUUUACUGGACGGCUACUCCGAUUUGAACUGCAUCUCACAGAAGAUUUCGCUAAGUCUGUUCGCUUUUGAGAAUGAUUUUCUGCGCAAGUUCAAGCUCUCUUGGGUGCUACUGUGCCAGCGUCUCUUUCAGCAACAUGUGUUCAAUCCGCUGGGCGAUACCAUGCUCGCAUGCAUAUUGUCGCUGAAGGAGGGCGAAAGCUCGACACAGACAACGGCGCUAAUAAAACGCUAUAUGCUAUUUGAUGAGCAUAUGCACUCCAUUGAGCGCCGCUGGACGGACAUUUGGAUGGAGCUAAACAAGUUCAACUUGUCGCCCACGGAGCAUGAUCGUCGCAUGGGCCUACUCGAUGUGUAUAACAUAUUUGAUAAGGUCGUCAUGGAUGCCACCUCUUUCUCGCUGCCGGAUAUCAGUGAUGAUGAGUUCAUAGAUUUUCAGCGUAUUGUCGAUCGUCAGCUGGCUUGGAAGAAUAUAAUGGCAUUCACCAAGCUCAAAUGGCCAGACGGUUUCUACGAUCCGCCCAAUAAGCUGGUGCACGAGGACCUAUGCAAAAAGUGUAAUGCAAUGCUGGAACACCAUAACGAGAACUGCAAAUGCAUCACUUGCUCCAUUGCUGGUACGCCUCUAAUGCCGCGACAAGCCGGCCAUUGUGCCAAGUGCACAACACUCGGCAUUGUUGAGAAAGACGCCAAGCUAAUGAAAUCGAAAAUACUGAGCACCUGCACCAGCGAUGAGGCCAAACACCAUAUGGCAGCUAGCACAAGCGCCGCAGCAGCAGCGGCAGCAGCUGCACAGCAGCGUAAUCAGCUAGAGGGUGUUGGAGCUGCCACCAAGGAGGAAUCCAGUGGUGUGACAUUGCGACGUCAGGAGAUGGAUACCGCUUUGCGCACCACAUACCACGUUGCAUGGGCUGUGUUUCAACAUUUAGCUACACGCAAACGCUAUCGCUAUGACACCGUCGAGCCGCAAUACUUUUGCGGCGAAAACUGCCGAGUAUCCGCUUGCCAGCUGGCGCGCAAGAUCCUUGCCAAUGAAUUGUCGCCGCCGCUGACUAAGCAUUUGUUGCGUUGCUUCCAGCCGCUGUCAUUUUCGCGAGAGGAGCUACGCACCACGCUGCCAUCGCUGAUGUUCUUCAAUCGCAAGCUGGCGCCUAGUCCCGCCGAGCUGCAGGAACUGAAGAACCAGCACUAUGUCUACAAGACCUACUGGACCUUCGUACUGUCCAUCUAUGCCAAUUUCUUUGUCAAGUUCAAUUCGACGGCAACGGACUUCAAGCAUCUAGAGCUGCUCAAGGGCGAUUUGCGAUUGCGGCCAAAUAGCGUUGUUGGCGACAAGGACGAUGGACGCUUUGAGCAGUUCUUGGCUCAGGUCAUCGGCUAUUCGCCCUUCAAGAUUACGGAUGACUUCACACUCGGUGACGCCAACAUCGACAAAAUGCAAUUUGGUGUGGAUCAUCUGAUGAAGCUGCACGACUCGCAAAUGAUAAAACGUGGCAAGCCGGAUAGCACCACGAGCAUUGGAUCUGGCAAGUCAAAGGUGAAUGAAACGACGCAAACGGGCGCCGGCAACGACUCGAAUAACUCCAAAAAGUGCAAGGAAAAGAUGCGCAAAUGCUGUGCGGACUACGCGGACAUCGGCGAGCCCUGCAAGGAGAACCACUCAAAGAAGCGUGUUAAAAAAGAAUGCAAUCAUGCUCGGUUUAAUGAGACGCGCGAUCGCUUACGCAAAAAACUGACACAGAUUGUCAACGAUCGCAAGAGCAAGAACGGGCAAGAGCCGGUGACAUCGGCGCAAAUGCCAAAGGCACAUGUCGAGCCAACUGUGGGCAGAAAGCAUGAGCCAGUGGCAACACAACAGCCGCCCACACUCAAGGUGGUUGCCUCGGCGCAGGUGCAAGCGGCCACACGUAAAAUGCCCGCAGCAGCAGCGGCUGCGGCAGCUGCUGCCGCCGCGGCAGCACUCAAUGAAAUUGGCGAAAAUAUCGAGGAUGGCGACAAUAGUCUACUCUGCUUGGACAGUCUCUGCAAGAGCAUACAGAUGCACACGGAUGCCACAGGUGGCGGUAGCGGUGGCAGUGGCAGCAGCAGCGCUGGCAGUCUGCCAGCCGAUCUGAGCAGCUACAGCAAGGAGGAAAUGAUGCAGGAUUUUGCCGAAUUCUUGGGCAGCUAUACACGCGAGCAGGAUCAAAAGCGUUGGAUUAAUGAAACGUUAAACUUCAUUGAGGGCAAGCCGCAACAGCCGCAAACGGCAAACCCCAAGAAGGCAGCUAAAAAAGCCAAGCAAAAGCAGCGCAAGGAGGAGGAGAAACGGAUCAGGGAGCUGGAGGAUUUGCGCAGUCAAUUCCUCGAUAUCUACUUCAAGGAGUUCAUUGAUAAAUAUGAGAUGAGAACCUUAACGGCUGCUGGCGGCCGCAAGCGCGAAAAGAAACGAAUUUCCGAACUGGAGGCCAAUAUUAAGAACCUGCAGCGAGCGAAGGGCAAAGUAGAGACGACCAUAUUGGAGCUAAUUGCAACCGUCAAGCAGGCGAACAACGAAUUUAAAUUCUCUUACCUGCCCACCAAGGAGCAGCAAUUGGCCAAGCUGGCCCAACUCGAUGAGAUUUUAAAAGGCGGCCUGGGGCUGCCACAGCUGGAGACGUUACCACAGCCGCCAGCACCGGUUGCGGCUGGGCCGGCAGCUAAUUCGCAUUAUCCCAACUUUAUCAGCUCUGCCGCCUUCUUUCCACCACACCUUGGGGCGCCACAUACACCCAUGUGCUAUGCGCCGCCCCAGCCGCCGCAACAGCAGCAGCAGCAAUUGCCACGGGAUGUGAUCGCCGCCAUGGCGGCCAAUGCCAUAACCGCUGAUCCAUCCAAACGCAUCGUCACAAUACGACGUGUGCAGCUGCCGCACGCUGGCGGCGAGCAGCAGGUGACGGUCGUGGCUAAGGGCAGUUCGCCGGAUGAGGACAAGUUGCUCUACACAUUUGUCAAUGGUCAUAUGGUGGCCUCAACGCAGCCAACGGCAAAGAACUCAGCACCGGUGGCGCCGCCUGUGAUCGAGAAGAGCGCCAAGGCCAAGAAAAAGGAGGCUAAACGGGCAGCAGCAGCAGCAGCAGCGGCCGAGGCAGCAGCAACUGCUGCAGCUGCCGCCGCAACCGCCGCUGCUGCUGCGGCUGCUGCUGCUGAGCUGGAGGCAAAAACAAAGAACAAAAAGCAUAACAAAAAGGCAGCGGCGGUGCAACCACCACCUAUCGUAUCCAGUUCCAGCUCGGGCACUAGCUCCAAGUCGCAGACGCCGCAAAGCAGCGCCGUCAACACUCGCGAGAACUCCGUGUGCAGCAUUAAGCCGAAGGUCAACAAGAAGGCGGCGUCCAAGAAUGCCAACAAAAUUGUGGCCGAAGCGCCACCACCCAAACCGGAGCCUGAGCCAGCGCCGGAGCCUGUAAAGAGGCACAAACGCUUGAAGCAGCGACUCGAUCAGGGUCAAUUGGACAACAAUCCGUUCAAGUCGCUGCAUGUGCUCGACUCCUCGGAUGGCGAGUGGGAAACCGGCAGCGAGUCGGAGGUGUGUGUUGAGCCUGCGCCAGCAAAAUUACAGCACAAGAUAAGCAUUGCGCCCAAGCCAGCGGCAGCUAUGCCCAAUUCCAAACAGAAGCCGGUGGCAACAGCGGCGCCCAUCAAGAAGUCCAAAAACGAGGCACCGCGAGCGCAAGCUCCUCAGCAGCAGCAGCAGCAGCCGACCAAACCCACGUCAGCUUCUGCUGCCAAUCAGCGCAAGGCGACGUCCCAGCAGCCGCAGCAGCAGCAGCAGCAGCAACAGCCGGCGCAGGCUAAAAUUCCAUCGCACCGCUCGUCCGACUCGCAUUCGAAUGGCAGCACGCGUAAGUCAAAGUCCAGCCAUGGGCAAGCGCAGCCGCAGGUGCAGAGCGUCCAACCGGUUAACGGUAACGGGCAUCGCGGGUCCCAGUCGCGCGGCGGGCGUGGCAGUGGACGUUCGAAGGCAACCAAUGGCAGCCAGCAACAGCAACUGCCGCAUGCGAACAGCAAUAGCACUUGCUCCUCGAACGCCGCGGAUCAGAGCUCCGCCGGCGGUCAGACCUCAAAGCGUUCGCAGCGGGGCAAGCGCGGACAUCGUGGUCAGAAGCAGGGUAAAAUUUAUUACAAUUCAAUGAAGACGGCUAGCACUAAUCCCAAUCUCAAUCCGAAUCUGUAUGAUUUUCCAGAGGAUCUCUCGGGCAUACCCAAUCACAUGGGCUAUUUCAAUCCCAACGAAGUUGCCAUACCACCGCCGAUGCCGCCGCAUGCCGGCAGCUAUGCCAGCACGCUGACACAGCAAAUGCAGCAUCUGCGCAUUGGCAGCGGCUCAUCCAGCAAGCAGCAACAGCAGCAGAUGCAGCAACCCAACUGCAGCAUCAUGGACCAGUUGAAUCGUGGCGUUCAGGUGGAGCAUCUAUCACUGCCGCCGGGCAUAACGCUAACCAAGGUGGAUCCGGCCAAGAGCGAACAACUGCGCCAGAAGAGUGAAUCCAUACGCAAGCUCUCUAAGCCGCUCGCCGAGCAGCAGCAUCAUUCGCUGCAACAGCAACAGCAGCAGCAGGCACAUCUCAUGAACAGCUACUAUGCGGGCAAUGCGGCGGGCAUGGACACCGCCGGCGGCGUCAUUAUGGUGGAGGCCAAUCCACGCUCCAGUGCCCGCAACAACUGCCAACCCCUAGCUAUGCCGCCCAAUGGUAAUGGCAGUAUCAAUGUGGCUGCCGCAGCUGCGGCGGCCAGUGCCAGUGGCAAAUCGUCGAGACGACGUCGUCGCAAUCGUGGCAAGUCUGGCGGUAAUGGUGCUGGCACUGGUGUCGCCAGUCUUGGGCACAAGCAGCGUUCUGGCCCGGACAACCAGCAGCAGGCACAGCAUGCGCUCAGCUCGGCGCCCAUUAUGGAAGCCAGUGCUGGCGGCAACAUAAUAACGCUUCGCAAUCCCAUGUUCCAUCAGGGCGUCAACAAUGGGCCAGUGCCGAGUGGCAUCCUGUCCAAUCCCAACCCCAUUCCGCCAGCUAGGGCUUAUGGCGCAGGUCUGCCAAUUGCCGCAUCGAUGCCAAUGGAUCAACCGGCCGCGAUUAUUAAAAAUGAGAACGGCAUGUUCACCAUACGCAAUCCAGCGUUGCAUCAGGCUGUGACCAACGGUUUGGCCAUGGGUGGCUAUCGUCAGUUCGGCAGCAAUGUCAACUACUAUACGCCACAGGAGGCGGUGGCCGAGGCGGCGCGUGCCACACAGCAGAAGCUAUCGUCGCCACCAUUGGUUGUCACGCCCAGCAACACUGCCCAAGCUUCAAAUUCCGCACCAGUUCCAGUUGCUCCCACCAAUUUCUCAUACUUUUCCAGUGGCUCAGCCAGUGGCGGCGGCAGCAGCAAUAGCAGCAGCGGCAGUGGUGUUGGCGUCGGCGGCGGCGGCGGCAUGGUCGACACGCACAAUAAUAUCAGUAUUAGCUGCACAAAUGUUCCCAUGGCCAGUAGUCCGGGUCGUCUGGUGGGCGACGCGGCCGUCAUCGCCCGUCCGAAGCAGGCGCAGAAAUGUUUGUCCGCCAUUGGCAGCGAGCUAAAGCAGAAGACCAAAGACAACCACUCGUCCGCAUCGAGCCAAUGGUCCAGCUUUGGCCAGCCAACGUCGGAGUUUGGUGCCGGCCCAGCGGGCUCCACGCUUCAGGAGAAAUACCAACAGUCAAGCUAUUACAAUGGCUUCGAGGUAUUCCCCUCAUCCGUGUCAGCUGGUGGUGCCGGACCCAGCGGUGGACCUGGCGAUUGUCACAUGCAUCAUAACUGUGGCGAUGAUUCGCCGCCGCCAACCAUCACCGGUUUCAAUUCCUAUCUCGAGGGCAUACCCAACACGGGUGUCAUACGCUAUGACGAUGCGGCAUUCCUCAAGAAUUUGAUACCGGGCCAGCAUCUCAACAACGAGGUCUCCAUACACAACAUAUCGGAGUCCAACUUCACGCGCAACAAUACAUCGCCAUCGCCGCAUCAUGUGGAGAUAACAACCGUGUUUGGCAAUCGCAACUGCUCAGCGAACGCCUACGAACAGCAGCAGCAGCAAUCGCAGGCGAACAGCUACUGCGACAAUGUGGCCGCUGACUAUGGCAGUGAUUCCACCCACCUGUUUGUGCAAGGCAACAUACUGCCACGCUUGUCACAGCCGCCGCCGACAUCGACGCAGGAUCCCUUUGGCUAUGACUUUGAGUCGGCGGCUGGCUCAAAGCCCGCCAGUGUGGCCAGCGAUCUGAAUGAGUUCUUGCGGCGCAGUCCGCACAGCCAGCGCACCUCGCCCUACAGUCCCGACGAGAAUGUGGCACUCGAAGCAUUUGUGCAAAACAUGAACGCGCUCCAGAUAGCCAGCGAUGCGGAGCAAUGUGCACGCCUGAAUGGAAAUGCAGCUUCCGCCGGAGAUGCGGCUGUAGCAGAUGCAGCUGCGGGCGGUGGUGGAGUUGGUGCUACUUGGUGGUAAAGUGGCUAUGACCAUGACAGCUGUUGCUUCAAUGUCAACAACAUAAGUACACACACACACAUACACACACUCACACACCGAUCCUUCACAUACAUCCGCCGUAACGCAAACAUUUCAUUGAUAAGGCAAAAAAAAAAAAAA
Molecule: messenger RNA, 8431 nt
Organism: Drosophila hydei
Lineage: Eukaryota; Metazoa; Arthropoda; Insecta; Diptera; Drosophilidae
Exons: 14
Coding region: 518-8290 (2590 amino acids)
Source: RefSeq, a predicted model, not a curated record